AUGAUUGAAGACAACAUGGACGAGAUUGCAAAGCUUCUCACCAGGGGCACUGUUGAUGCCCGCGACUCUGCUCCGUUUCACGAGUUUGAGGCUAAGCAGCUUCUCAACGAUUUGGUUAACUUUGGUCAUGCGCUCAACGACGCAAACCAGCUUUUAAUAUCGAAGAAGGCUUCUAUGGAUAAGAUAAAAGACGGUGCAAAGGGCGUACAGCGACAUUUGAGUGGACUGUAG
[Torrubiella] hemipterigena is the source of this 231-nucleotide messenger RNA. The record is from the annotation of a GenBank genome assembly. NCBI's taxonomy places the organism in Eukaryota, Fungi, Ascomycota, Sordariomycetes, Hypocreales, Clavicipitaceae.